Echinococcus granulosus is the source of this 2751-nucleotide messenger RNA. Its product is annotated as Partitioning defective protein. Gene Ontology annotation, molecular function: phosphatidylinositol binding; protein binding. The transcript is spliced from 10 exons. Gene Ontology annotation, biological process: cell adhesion; establishment or maintenance of epithelial cell apical/basal polarity; establishment of centrosome localization. NCBI's taxonomy places the organism in Eukaryota, Metazoa, Platyhelminthes, Cestoda, Cyclophyllidea, Taeniidae. Bases 1 to 2751 code for a protein of 916 amino acids. The record is from RefSeq and is a predicted model, not a curated record. Gene Ontology annotation, cellular component: apical junction complex; cell cortex; adherens junction.
AUGAGGGUUGGAAAGGAAAGUGGUGGGCGAGUGCACAACGGUGAACUCUACCUUGAUGGACCGACUUGUUGCUGUCCUAUCGGUGCUUGUGGUUACCGAAAUAUAUACGCUUCCUCAAUCUUUACAAGACCUGCAAGAUGUUGUUGUAACAAGCCUCUAUCACCCGAAUCUGGAUCUCUUCGUCAGCGUGAACCCACUCAACUACUUUCAGCCUUAGAGGAGUCCACUCGGUGUGCUCCUCUCUCUAAAAUCCCUGAAGAGGAUGACAACACUUCUCAAGCCUCCACAGUGAUCGUGGUUGUUCAGCCACAUCAUCCGCAUCAGCAGCACUGCUCUAAUUCACCGACAGCAUCGAUGUCAACAACCUCUUCAAGCACCACGCUUCCUCUCUCCUCUUCACCUCAGCCCACACCAUCAUCAAUACAAUCGACACCUGUCAUCUCGACAGAUACAGAAGGCGAGGAAGAGGAGAAUGCGUGCAAAAUUGGUGAUCAAGGUCCAAGGUGUUAUUUUAAGCCGUACACACGAGUGCAAACACCUCAACCUAGUCUUGCUGAUCGCGAUAACCUAAACAACAUUCAAACCACUCAGCGCGAGGCUUCACCAUCAGUUUGGCAGCUGCAAAAUUCCUUAUUGGGCGAGAGUCACAGUGCAUUCGUUGACCUUCGAAAACCACCACCACCGCCUCCACCAAUCAUGAGCUCUACUGCCGCAGUCACCAACACCAUCACUACCGCUGGCACCAUAGCCAGCAUGGCUCUCAAGGUCAUCACUUCACCAAUGGGUGUGAUGGGACACCCAGCACCGCCUCCACCCCCUAAAAGGUCUCCUCAAACGGUGUUGACGGGGAAAUCUGAAGACGUGGCUCCACAACAUAAAUGCAACGCUCCUCAACCAUCCCCACCACUGCCUCCAGCACCGCCACCACCACCUCCAACUAAAGAAGCCUCCGUGGUGAUGCCCACUCCUCAUAGCUCUAUUUUACAAUCCCAUCUGCGCGUGAACCCCUCCGCUUCCCUCACUAACGAAGCGUCUUCCAUAGACGAGGCUUCCGUUCUCCACAUGACUGACCUCUUAAACCGAAAACACGCUUCCGACAGUGUGCGUGAGUACCUUCUUUCAGCAGCCGCGGAAAUAGAACAUGAAAGGGAACGGAGGUUACAAGCAGCUGCGGUGAAUGUGGUAGCAUUCAGGAGGAGGGUUCCAGCGGUUCAGAGGCACCCACUAUUUGAAGCGACUAGAACGUCAACAAUGGGGAAUUCUGCCUCGCCUUCAGGAAAUACGAUUGAAAGGCCGACUUCAGCAGUGGUUCCAAAGGUUUUACCAGCGGAAGAGGAGAUUACAAUUAGGCUAAUAAAGGCUGCCGCCGGUUUGGGAUUUAGUUUAACUACACGGGAGGUGUUUUUGGGCGUCUAUUCAACAGACCACGCAUCCUCGGCCAAAACACAGCUUCAACAGUCUACCUCGAAGCCGCAACACCAAACUCUCCAUUUGAUGCCAAUUUAUGGAAGAGCAGUUUGCGUUAAGAGCAUAAUUCCCGGUGGAGUGGCUCUAAAAGACGGUUCCCUACGAGUUGGAGACCGCCUUUUGAAGGUUGAUCGCGAAGACGUGUCCACCAAAUCCCAGGCGCAGAUAGUCUCCCUCCUUCGUGUAAAACCUGUCGGCUCCGAGGUGGAACUUGUCGUCAGACGAUCUCAGUGGUUGGCUUCCACGACAAUGCCGGCGUCGACGUUGAAGAACAUCGACAACGAGCCUGCAUAUCGAACAUUGAGUCCUGGUUCGAGUCUGGGCACUUGUGGUUGCAUGUCACCACAAUGUCCAGACUACGCACUCCUUCGAAGUCAUCGAAUGGGCAGCGCGGAUGACUCACAACUUGGGAGUCAUUCUGAGGUGCUGGACAUUCCCCUGCUGCCCGUGGAAGCGCAACUCCCUGUGGAGACUGAUUUGAAUGGCGGUGGCAGUGGGGUUGCCAUGAAAAUUCGCAACCGUCUGGCAGCCAUGAGAUUGGGCGUCAGCGUGCGCGAGGAUCUGCCCGAGUGGUAUCCCAAUUCCGCUACUAUGAGUGGAAUUUUUGUCAAGGGGCUUAUCGAAGGUGGUGCCGCGCACGCGGAUGGUCGACUCCGCGUGGGUGACGAGAUACUCGAGGUGAACGGCAUAUCCUUAGUAAAUACUCCCAAUCCUCUGGCGCUGCUGCGUGCAGUGCUCAAACAGAUCUCUUCCCUGUCACCCCUCAAUGCAACCCCCAACUCCCCUUCCAACUCUUUCAACGACCAAAGUGCCGCUUUUCCUGUCGUUCGUCUCCUAAUCGCCCGACGCGUACGACAUAGGCGUUCCGCGUCUGGUCACACUCUUUUUCUUUGCUCUUUCCUCCCAAAAAAGAUCGGUUCCAUUUUCGGGCUAGAAACUGCCUCCACUACCGCCUCCGAAGCGGCUCCACGAAUGGACAUUGGUAGGAGCUCUGCUUUGCUCCUCUCGUCACCCAAUAGUAGUACCAUGGAGGCGUCGUGCCACGCACUUCGAAUCUCCGCCGAUGUCCAUGCCACCAAUACAACCGCCACCACCGCCUCAUCUACCACCGAAGCGGUUGUCAAGAUCAAUGUCGGUGGUCUUGAGGACAAUGCAUCUAGUCCGUCGACCUUGAGAAAAAAGAGAGUAGCCCCCAAUCCCAUCCGGAAUGCACCCCCGUUAUCACAGCCUUCAAAAAGUGCCGCUGUGUCGCAGAUGAAAAAGGCCUCUGCUGAAAAGUGGUGA